CCGGAAGUCCGGGGCACGUGACCGGGUGACAGCGCUCGUUGGGCUGCAGGGCUCGCUUUAGGUGUUGCGGCACGGGAUGGCGGAGGCGCCUCCCGUCUCAGGUACUUUUAAAUUCAGUACGGACGCUGCUGAGUUCAUUCCUCAGGAGAGAAAAAAUUCUGGUCUAAAUUGUGGGAGUCAAAGGAGACUAGACUCUAAUAGGGUUGGUAGAAGAAAUUACAGUUCACCACCUCCCUGUCAGCUUUCCAGGCAGAUCCCUUAUGAUGACAUCUCUGCUGUUCAUCAGCACGGUUAUCAUCCUUCAGGAAGCAAACCUAAGAGUCAACAGACUUCUCUCCAGUCCUCUGCUUCUCAUAAAUCACUCAAGAGCCAUGGCCUUCAGAGUCAACCCUGGCAGAAGGUGAAGAGUGAAAAGCAGCAUGUCAGAGUCAAGAGAGCACAGAGUCUCACUGAGCAGGCCUCAGAUGCAGCCAUCCUAGAGAGCGUGGCCGGGUCAGAGAGUGGGACAAACCCCAGAGAGCACAGCCCUGCUGAGAGUGAGAAGGAAAUUGUUGGCGCAGAUCCCAGGGGAGCAAAACCCAAAAAAGCAACCCAAUUUGUAUACAGCCAUGGUAGAGGACCAAAAGUGAAGGGGAAACUCAAAGGUGAGUGGGGUAACAGAAUGACUCCAAAACCCGAGGAUGGCGGACCUGAGAAUACCAAACCCGUGGGGGUCAGCCCCCCUGACUCUUCGGAUACAUCCGUUAGAAAAGGAGUAUUGGACGGGUAUGGGGCCAGACGCAACGAGCAGAGAAGAUACCCACAGAAGAGGCCUCCUUGGGAAGUGGAGGGGGCCAGGCCACGACCAGGCAGGAAUCCGCCAAAACAAGAUGGCCAGCGACAUACAAAUGCAGGACCCAGAAACAGCAUGGCCCCCAUUCCAAAGGAUAAUCUCAACGAAAGACCAGCAAAAUCUGCCUGUGACAAUGGGAACUUGGCAGUCGUCAGCAAGUCUUCCAGAAGGGUUGACCGAGAGAAAUGCACUGUAAGGAGGCAGGAGCCUCAAGUAGCAUCUUUCCCCCGAGGCAAACAGAACCACGUGCUGAAGAACGUGGAAACGCACACAGGUUCUCUAACUGAACAGCUAACUACAGAAAAAUAUGAGUGCAUGGUGUGCUGUGAACUGGUUCGCGUCGCUGCGCCGGUGUGGAAUUGUCAGAGCUGCUAUCAUGUGUUUCAUCUGAACUGCAUAAAGAAGUGGGCGAGGUCUCCGGCAUCUCAAGCAGAUGGCCAGAGUGGUUGGAGGUGCCCUGCCUGUCAGAAUGUUUCCGCACAUGUUCCUAAUACCUACACCUGUUUCUGUGGCAAGGUAAAGAAUCCUGAAUGGAGCAGAAAUGAAAUUCCACAUAGUUGUGGUGAGGUUUGUAGAAGGAAACAGCCUGGCCAGGACUGCCCACAUUCCUGUAACCUUCUCUGCCAUCCCGGACCUUGCCCACCCUGCCCUGCCUUUAUGACUAAAGCAUGUGAAUGUGGACGGACCAGGCACACAGUUCGCUGUGGUCAGGCCAUCUCCAUCCACUGUUCUAACCCAUGUGAGAAUGUUUUGAACUGUGGUCAGCACCACUGUGCUGAGCUGUGCCAUGGGGGUCCGUGCCAGCCUUGCCGGAUCGUACUGAACCAGGUGUGCUACUGUGGCAGCACCUCCCGAGAUGUGUUAUGUGGAACAGACGCAGGAAAGUCUGAUGGAUUUGGGGACUUUGGCUGUUUAAAGAUAUGUGGCAAGGACUUGAAAUGUGGGAACCAUACGUGCUCUCAAGUGUGCCACCCUCAGCCCUGCCAGCUCUGCCCACGGCUCCCCCAGCUGGUGCGCUGUUGCCCCUGUGGGCAAACUCCUCUCAGCCAGUUGCUAGAACCUGGAAGUAGUGGUCGGAAAACGUGCAUGGAUCCUGUCCCUUCGUGUGGAAAAGUGUGCGGCAAGCCUCUGCCUUGUGGUUCCUUAGAUUUCAUUCAUACCUGUGAAAAGCUCUGCCAUGAAGGAGACUGUGGACCAUGCUCUCGCACAUCAGUCAUUUCCUGCAGGUGCUCUUUCAGGACAAAGGAGCUUCCAUGUACCAGCCUCAGAAGUGAAGCAGAUGCUACAUUUAUAUGUGACAAGCGGUGUAACAAGAAACGGUUGUGUGGACGGCAUAAAUGUAACGAGAUAUGCUGUGUGGAUAAGGAGCACAAGUGUCCUUUGAUUUGUGGGAGGAAACUCCGUUGUGGCCUUCAUAGGUGUGAAGAACCAUGUCAUCGCGGGAAUUGCCAGACGUGCUGGCAAGCCAGUUUUGAUGAAUUAACCUGCCACUGUGGCGCAUCAGUGAUCUACCCUCCAGUCCCCUGUGGUACCAGACCCCCUGAGUGUACGCAGACCUGCGCCAGACUCCAUGAGUGUGACCAUCCAGUUUAUCAUUCCUGUCACAGUGAGGAGAAGUGCCCCCCGUGUACUUUCCUGACUCAGAAGUGGUGCAUGGGCAGACAUGAGUUACGAAGCAACAUCCCCUGUCACCUGGUCGAUAUCUCUUGCGGAUUACCCUGCGGCAGCACGCUACUGUGUGGGAUGCACAAGUGUCAGAGACUCUGUCACAAAGGAGAGUGUCUUGUGGAUGAGGCCUGCAAGCAGCCCUGCACCACCCCCAGAGCUGACUGUGGCCACCCGUGUAUGGCACCCUGCCACCCUAGCUCACCCUGCCCUGUGACUGCUUGUAAAGCCAAGGUAGAGCUGCAGUGCGAAUGUGGACGAAGGAAAGAGAUGGUGAUUUGCUCUGAAGCAUCCAGUACUUAUCAAAGAAUAGCUGCUAUUUCCAUGGCCUCUAAAGUAACAGACAUGCAACUUGGAGACUCCGUGGAGAUCAGCAAGUUAAUUACGAAGAAGGAAAUUCACCAAGCCAGGCUGGAGUGUGAUGAGGAGUGUUCAGCCUUGGAAAGGAAGAAGCGUUUAGCAGAGGCAUUUCAUAUCAGCGAAGAUUCUGAUCCUUUCAAUGUACGUUCUUCAGGGUCAAAAUUCAGUGACAGCUUGAAAGAAGAUGCCAGGAAGGACUUAAAGUUUGUCAGUGACAUUGAGAAGGAAAUGGAAGCCCUUGUGGAGGCCGUGAACAAGGGGAAGAAUACUAAGAAGAGCCACUGCUUCCCUCCCAUGAACAGAGACCACCGCCGGAUCAUCCACGACCUGGCCCAGGUGUACGGCCUGGAGAGCGUGAGCUACGACAGUGAGCCGAAGCGCAACGUCGUGGUCACUGCAGUCAGAGGGAAGUCCAUUUGUCCUCCUACCACGCUCACGGGUGUACUCGAAAGGGAAAUGCAGUCCCGUCCUCCACCACCAAUUCCUCAUCACAGACAUCAGACAGACAAGAAUCCUGGGAGCAGUAAUUUACAGAAAAUAGCCAAGGAGCCAGUAAUUGACUACUUUGAUGUCCAGGACUGAGGGGAUCAAGAUGCACUCAGAUGAAAGAGUGAUUAGGUGUGGGGCAGGCUCAUUUGCCGGCGGAUAAGUCGUGCUUGUUCCAACUGCCUGGGGGACUGACAGCAUCGCCUCCUGUGUCGGACGGACACAUCCAGAGCCCGAGUGUGUCAGAGUCCCCUUGUCCUCCCUUCCCUUUGUAUAAAGUGUUUCCAUGCAGCCA
This is a messenger RNA of Diceros bicornis minor, 3638 nucleotides long. RefSeq names its product nuclear transcription factor, X-box binding 1 (gene NFX1). Bases 77 to 3439 code for a protein of 1120 amino acids. The transcript has 24 exons. Lineage: Eukaryota; Metazoa; Chordata; Mammalia; Perissodactyla; Rhinocerotidae. The record is from RefSeq and is a predicted model, not a curated record. Gene Ontology annotation, cellular component: nucleus. Gene Ontology annotation, molecular function: DNA-binding transcription factor activity, RNA polymerase II-specific; RNA polymerase II transcription regulatory region sequence-specific DNA binding; zinc ion binding. Gene Ontology annotation, biological process: negative regulation of transcription by RNA polymerase II.